This is a messenger RNA of Penicilliopsis zonata CBS 506.65, 1100 nucleotides long. RefSeq lists its product as hypothetical. Bases 221 to 1084 code for a protein of 287 amino acids. Gene Ontology annotation, cellular component: mitochondrion. The record is from RefSeq and is a predicted model, not a curated record. The transcript has 2 exons. Lineage: Eukaryota; Fungi; Ascomycota; Eurotiomycetes; Eurotiales; Aspergillaceae.
CUGUAGACUGACGCUUUCUAGAAUUCUUCGGUGAAGAUCGUUAUCGGCGUUGGGCUUAGGGCUCGCUGCCCUCGGCCGCACCGAGAGCCGUGAUUGGCGGGCGACUCCGAUGAGUAUACGGCAGUCUGGGAGAGGGUAGAUUUCUCCCGAUCUUGAUCAAGGCGAGAUAUAUUCAGUGCAUUGUCUUGGUUACCUUGAUUGCCAGACAGCAGACCUCGGAAUGGCUCACGCACUGAUGGAUAUAGUUGUGCCGACAGCACACCAGCAGCAACAACAACAACAACAACAACAACGGCUUGUUUUCCAGUCUCUCGCCGAUAUCACGGCGGCAGCGACCUCGUCGGCGCUGAUAUCGCCCGCCGUGACGGUGUGCGAUCGACUGGUGGUGGAGAAAUCGUCGCUCAACCAGCCCUUCCUCCCGUCGUUACGCACACAGCUCGGCUCCCUGCUCUGCAAACCACACCAUUUCGUGCGGUCGCCGCCCUACCUGCUUGUGUGGACGUUGUACACGGCGACGUUUGCGACCGCCAACCUGGCCGAAACCCUGGGCACCCACGCCCAGGUAGAUGGCAAGACGACGAUGGCGGCGACGUUUGCCAGCACCUUCCUCGUCAACGCCGGCGUGGGCAUCUGGAAAGACGUCCGGUUCGCGCAGCUGUUCGGGUCCUCCUCCUCCACCGCCGCCGCCGCCGCCGUCCGACAGAGCACGCAGCUGCUCCGCCGGAUCCCGACCAGCACAUACUCUGCCUUCCUGGUGCGCGACGCGAUGACCAUCUUCGGGUCCUUCAGUCUGCCGGGCCCCGUGGCGGAGCGGAUCCCCGACGCCGUGACGGCCAGCCCGGCGCUCAAGACGCUGGUCGCGCAGGUGGGCGUCCCCGCCGCGAUGCAGCUGGUCUGCACGCCCGUCCACCUCCUCGGGCUGGACCUGUAUACGCGGCGGGAAUCGCUGGGCUGGCGGGCGCGAUGGCAGCGGAUCGGGCGGGACUGGUUCCCGGCCUCGGUGAUGCGGAUGGUCAGGGUGCUCCCUGCGUUUGGACUGGGCGGCUUUCUCAAUCGGGAGGUGAGGGAGGCCAGUCACCUGUAGAUACUCUGAUCGACAG